CCUAAAUCUUCAGGUGUCUGUUUUAGUGUGCCAUCAACAAUCCCAUCACGUCCCGCGUCACAGAUCAAAGCAGGCACGUGACCCCGCGUUCGAUGAAAACAAGACAAAACACCAACAACAAACUGACCCAACCUCGAUCCCUGAUCUUUCUUAACUCUACCUCAACAGUGUACUCAUACGCUGCAGCCGACUCAAAAAAGCACCCCCUGACCCGUGACAUCCUACAAUGACCCGCGGCAAAGAAAUCACCCCACAGCUCCGCUCCCGUAUCUGCGAGCUCCACUCCAUCGGCUGGGGCGCACGGAAGAUCUCCCGAGUGCACCCCGAGCUGUCGCUGAGCGGCAUCAAAUACACCAUCCGCAAGGAAAAGGACCGCGUGAACUGCGUUACCCGACCACGGCCUGGUCGACCCAAGAAGCUCUCCGAAGACCAGCGGGCGCUGAUCCGGGCGAUGGUCGAGGCCGAUCCCGCCGUCAAGAGUGCGGAGCUGCUGGAGGCGGUGGGAAAUGCGAUCACCAAGCGGUCGCUGCAGCGGUUGCUGCAGGAGAAGGGUAUGGGUCUGCGGUUUUGAUGGGCUUGAAGGAGCAUUGCUGGAUUGAGUUUCCUUCUGACGAGAGAAGAUGGUACCAUUGGGCUGCAGUCUUUAUCGUCGAGCACAAGGACAAAGAAACAAGACCGAGGAAUCGCAGUAUCGAAGCGUCUUAUCUCUCUUGAUAGGCACCACCCAACAGCCCUAUUGUCUUCUACCCCCGUCAAAAGUGGAAACCCGCCGUUUCUGGCCACCCACCUUCUUCAUCAAUGACUCUUGCCCGACUCCGAGAUAUGCGUCGAUGAGAACUGCCGGG
Molecule: messenger RNA, 845 nt
Organism: Aspergillus fijiensis CBS 313.89
Lineage: Eukaryota; Fungi; Ascomycota; Eurotiomycetes; Eurotiales; Aspergillaceae
Exons: 2
Coding region: 227-571 (114 amino acids)
Source: RefSeq, a predicted model, not a curated record